CGCGCCGCCUCCGCGCUCUUUCUCUCUCCUCGCGACGCCGCCGUUGGGAGCCCAGCCCGGUGCCCCCAACUCCUAUCAGACCCUAAAACCAAAAAAAUACCCAAAAAUCCCAAAAAACCCGAAAAAAUUCUGGAGAUGGCGGCGCAGGCGGCGGGCUCCGCGUCGGAGGGCGGCUCCCCGGCCGCGGCUGCGGCAGCUGCGGCGGCGGCUGCGUUCCCGGCGACCUCGCUGUACGUGGGGGACCUCCACGAGAGCGUGCAGGACGCGCAGCUCUUCGACGUCUUCAGCCAGGUCGGCAGCGUCGUGUCCGUGCGCGUCUGCAGGGACAUCACCUCCCGCAAGUCGCUCGGAUACGCCUACGUCAACUACAACAACCCGGCUGACGCUGCACGGGCACUGGAACUGCUUAACUUCACUCCCAUCAAUGGGAAGCCUAUCAGGAUAAUGUAUUCUAACCGUGAUCCCAGCUCGCGCAAAAGUGGUGCAGGAAAUAUAUUCAUUAAGAAUCUUGAUAAGUCAAUAGACAACAAAGCUUUAUAUGACACAUUCUGUGUGUUUGGAAACAUCCUCUCGUGUAAAAUUGCAACAGAUCCUUCUGGAGAAUCAAGGGGCUACGGCUUUGUUCAGUUUGAGAGGGAUGAGGCCGCUCAGGCUGCCAUUGAUAAACUCAAUGGGAUGCUUAUAAAUGACAAAAAAGUGUAUGUUGGGCCAUUUGUUCGUAAGCAGGACAGGGAUAAUGUUUCAAGCAAUAUCAAAUUCAGUAAUGUUUAUGUAAAGAAUCUGUCUGAGACUGUAACUGAUGAUGAGUUGAAGGAGAUGUUUGGAAAAUACGGAACCAUAACUAGUGCUGUUGUUAUGCGGGAUGGUGAUGGAAAAUCCAGAUGUUUUGGAUUUGUCAAUUUUGAGAAUUCGGAUGAUGCUGCUGUGGCUGUUCAAGAGUUGAAUGGCAAGGUAUUCGAUGAUAAGGAACUGUAUGUUGGAAGAGCACAGAAGAAGUCGGAAAGGGAGUCGGAGUUGAAAGAAAAAUUCGAGAAGAACCUUCAAGAGGUAGCUGAUAAGUACCAGAACACCAACCUGUAUCUGAAAAACUUGGAGGACAGUGUUGACGAUGAUAAGUUGCGUGAGCUCUUUGCUGAAUAUGGUACUAUUACUUCCUGCAAGGUUAUGCGGGAUUCGAAUGGUGUCAGCAGAGGCUCUGGAUUUGUUGCUUUCAAAUCUGCUGAAGAUGCUACCCGAGCUCUCAUGGAAAUGAAUGGCAAGAUGAUUGGCAGCAAACCACUUUAUGUUGCACUUGCACAACGCAAGGAAGACAGAAAGGCAAAGCUACAGGCACAGUUUUCACAGAUGCGUCCUGUUGCAAUAGCUCCUUCAGUUGGUCCUCGCAUGCCUAUGUUCCCUCCUGGUGUUCCUGGAGUUGGUCAGCAGCUGUUUUAUGGUCAGCCACCUCCAGCCUUUAUCAACCCUCAGGCUGGAUUUGGCUUCCAGCAACCUCUCAUGCCUGGGAUGAGGCCUGGUGGUCCAAUGCCAAACUUUAUCAUGCCUAUGGUUCAGCAGGGACAGCAACCGCAGCGUCCAGCUGGUAGGCGUGCUGGCGCUGGCGGAAUGCAGCAACCCAUGCCAAUGGGUGGUCAGCAACAGAUGUUUCCUAGAGGUGGUCGUGGCUACCGCUAUCCCACUGGACGUGGAAUGCCUGAUCCUGGCAUGCAUGGUGUUGGCAGUGUGAUGCCAUCUCCAUAUGAGAUGGGUGGGAUGCCUCUUAGAGAUGCUGGUCUGUCACAGCCUAUUCCAAUUGGUGCACUAGCCACUGCUCUUGCUAAUGCACCCCCUGAUCAGCAGAGACUGAUGCUUGGUGAGAACCUAUAUCCUCUUGUUGAUCAGCUGGAGCAUGAGCAGGCUGCCAAAGUGACUGGCAUGCUUCUGGAGAUGGACCAGACCGAGGUCCUGCACCUGCUGGAGUCACCAGAAGCUCUCAAGGCCAAGGUUGCUGAAGCCAUGGAGGUUCUCCGCUCCGCUCAGCAUCUCCAGCAGACCAACGCCUCCCCUGAGCAGCAGCUGGCAAAUCUCUCGCUGAACGACGGUGUCAUUUCCAGCUGAGUGACCUUGUUGUUCCCGACUUGAGAUGGCAGGAUGGUGGCAACUUUUGCACCUUAACUAUCUUAUCCUAUCUAGAGCGCAAAUGACUUGGUUUAUUGGAGUUUUAGCUAUAUAAUUAGCAGAACUAGGGGUUUUAGGAUUUUCGUGGAUUGGUUGUUUUGUAUGGAUUGGUUGUUGUCAUCCUUUUGUUGCCAGAGCUAUUUUGUUGGUUGGUUGGAUAAUGUGCUCUCGAUGUUUGCUUCGCCAGGUCACUCUGAUCUGCUUGCUGGUAGUAAUAUUGUCGAGACGAUGCUGGUUAUUCCCUGA
Phragmites australis (common reed) is the source of this 2400-nucleotide messenger RNA. Its product is annotated as polyadenylate-binding protein 8-like. Gene Ontology annotation, cellular component: ribonucleoprotein complex. Gene Ontology annotation, molecular function: RNA binding. NCBI's taxonomy places the organism in Eukaryota, Viridiplantae, Streptophyta, Magnoliopsida, Poales, Poaceae. The transcript is spliced from 9 exons. The record is from RefSeq and is a predicted model, not a curated record. The coding region runs from base 136 to 2094 and encodes 652 amino acids.